This is a messenger RNA of Canariomyces notabilis, 1107 nucleotides long. RefSeq lists its product as uncharacterized. The record is from RefSeq and is a predicted model, not a curated record. The coding region runs from base 317 to 964 and encodes 215 amino acids. Lineage: Eukaryota; Fungi; Ascomycota; Sordariomycetes; Sordariales; Chaetomiaceae. The transcript has a single exon.
CAAUCCCCGACCACCAUUUGCCGGCGCCUGUCAGCGUUCUUCGUUCUUCAUCAGACUCAGAGCCAGGUUGGCGAGGACGCAAGGUCACGGUUGCCAGAGCCUCGCGCGCGCCUGUUCCUUCCCCUGAACCUUUGGGCGUGUUUUAAUUUCGAUCAUCCCAAUCGAGUAGUUGCAGCUGUGGCUGUUGGGCCAAUUAAAUGUAGCGCCAACAAUACGGCUUCCAUUGGCUCAGGCUGGCGCUCCUGAGCCUAGCCAGCUUGGCCCGUCUGCGCUGUAGAGGCACCGACCAGAGGGUCACAUCGCGAAUCUCGGAUUGAUGUUUUGGCAACCUUAUCUGAUGUUUCAGACGGAAUUGUGUCUUUUGGCUUUUCAUCCGAGGACCCUAAAGGGACGCAGCAACCACUCAUUCUUCUGCAGUAGCAGAGCCACGGUCAUCUCUCUCCUGCUGAGUGUGGUACAGCUAGAGAAGCUGUCGAGACUCGGAGUUGAGCACGCGAGUUGCAAGAGCGCGGAAUAUGUGGAACGGAUGCCAGUGUCUCAGAUGCAUUCCUCCUUCCCCGCCAAAUUCUUACCUUGUGGAUACGCCGAUACGGGCUCGUUCCACUCCAGUGCUGCACCCAUCCAACCACAAAAGGCGGAGCAAAGCCCGAACACGCGCGGCACUCGCUGCAAGUCAAGUCGGAAACGUACGUUUGCCGGCCUCUGGAAGAAACAUGAUCACCGGCAAGGGCAAAAAGGCGUCUUGCCAAACGAGGCAAAAGAUUUGACAAGAGUGAGAUUCGAACUCACGCCAGAUUACUCUGACCAGGAGGGAUUCAAUUCAGGUGUUCCUGAACCUGGCGCCUUGGACCGCUCGGCCAUCUUGCCGUUGAUUGGUGAUGCUGUUGUGGGAUUAAAGAACAUACAAGCAAACAUCUCAGCGGAGUCAGCAACCAAACCUCCCUGCUCGAACAGCCUCUCCUAAGUUCAUAGGUAAACCCGACUCCUACCCUCGACCAGCUGAAAGAUAGUAUGCACUACGCCGCAAGUCCGCAAGACGAAUCAAGCACCAACAUUUCUACAUAUUGGAUUCUCGGACUGUCCUUCCAAGUGAAAGGGGUCCCAGGG